Messenger RNA from Thrips palmi, 647 nucleotides. Its product is annotated as cholinesterase-like. NCBI's taxonomy places the organism in Eukaryota, Metazoa, Arthropoda, Insecta, Thysanoptera, Thripidae. The coding region runs from base 249 to 647 and encodes 132 amino acids. The record is from RefSeq and is a predicted model, not a curated record. The transcript has 4 exons.
GUUGCGGUCGACUUUAAGCACAGUUUUCCGUUCCGCCAUUCUCCCGCCUACCUAAAUGCAUAGGAGGAUUUCUUCUCUACGCUUGGCAUCAGGCGUAAUUAUGCUUGAAUGAAGCGUUCGACUGCACUCCAGUUUUACCCGUGAAUUUGUCGAAACUUUGUCAGCUUCAAGGAGAGCGAGAAGAAGAGCACCUUGUUAGCCCAGCAGUAAUCUUUGAAGUGCCGCUGCCCCUUAUCUUUUGGAGCGAAAUGACCUCGGAUCAAUGCCCCGCGCCACGAGUCAGGAUCGAGUCCGGCGAGCUCUUGGGGCUGUGCAGGGCUGCCAACCCGCAGACAGGGAUUCCCCAGUACGCGGCCUUCCUCGGUGUGCCCUACGCCAAGCCACCCCUCGGGGAGUUGAGGUUCAAGGCGCCGCGUCCGGUGGAGCAGUGGCCGGGCGUCCGCGAGGCCGUGCGCUUCGACCAACGGUGCAUCCAGGGCAGUGCGGAGGCACAGUCCGGCUCGGAGGACUGCCUGCACGCCAACGUGUACUCGCCCUGGCUGCAGAGGCCCCAGAAUGAGGUUUUACGUCGGUGCGUUUUAAAGCUAGACCCGAAUCCAAACUUGGUCAACUCUAUGCGGGAAAUCGUACCUCAUACUACCACCUAA